CGCCACUUCUGGCACUCUCGAGAGUUCAUGUCCUCUAGGCUUCGAUUUGUUUUCGCGCCAUUUCUCCACCAAGUUAGAUUGACUUCUGAUGCGAGUGGCUGCAGAUCAGUUGUUUCCACAUUCCUGACCUGGCCACUACUAAAUUUCUUGUUCCCGAAACCAAAGACAACAAUACCUAGAGUUUGCAAUUUGUGGCGGUUAACGUGUCACUUAGGAUUUGCAGUGCCGUUGUCUUCUGUUGUAAACUUGUCGCGGCCAUGAAGCGCGCGACAGUCACUGGUCUCCUGGAAGCAGUUACUCCAAUACUCCUUCUUCUAUUCCUGGUGUACCAACAGGCAGAGUGUGUCGGGCUGUCUCACCAUCAGAAAACCGCUCGUUUAACUACUUUCGGGAAUCAAAACGCGGGCCCCAAGAACCAAUCAACAUCACGCCCGGUACACAUUUCAGGGAAAGAGUGUAAAACCAACGCAGACUGUGCAGGAAUCGGAAACACCACGUGCAUGAGGCAUCCUGACGACACAAAAAAGCGGUGUCUUUGUGGAGAGAAGAAAUCUCCGCUGAACGGUGCCUGUCACCACUCCAAACAAGGCCUUCAUCUCAAAUGCAACGAGGACGACGACUGCAUAUCAGGUGCAGCAUGUAAGGCUCCGACCAACAGCUCCACCAGUUCCAAUAUACCCAAAACGUGUCUCUGCAAAGAAGGUUUCGUAGAAGAAGACCAUGAAUGCAGCGGUACUGUCUUCACAACCGUUCCAUGCAUUGGGUUCGUCUUCCUUCUGAUAUUCUAUCCAGUUCUUCAAUUAAUGCGUUAAGUUUUGCAGUUUGGUUCAGUGAAGAAAUAUCUGAAAACGUGGAGAUUCAUAAACAGCUUAUGCACAUAUCAUUGUUUUAUAGAAACGUCUUCUGUUUCAUAAAUUUGUGAUUAGGUGUUUGACAUGGAAUUACUCUUAGCUUCAAUAUAUGAUGAUAAAUAAUACAUCUAAAGAGAACAUAUCUAUCAUUUGUUAAAAUGGGAUGUUCACAUGCCAUGAGUAGGAGAAUACUCUGCAACCGUUCCAAAGAAGAGCACUUGUAGAUGACUGGAGGCAAGUAUGGCAGAUCAGAAUUGCCAUAAUCGGGCAUCCUACAUCCAGUGCUUAAUUUCUAAAUUGAAAGGUGUAGAGGCAUUCUUCCUUUUUUAAUCCUGGCAACACUUCACACACAUAUUUCAUACAGAUUUCAUGAUUUCAAUCAUGUGGAAGAGCAAAAACUUUCAUUUUAAGUAUGUGUAAGCGGUUGUUUUCCAUUUUAAACAUACAGUGACACACAGAUUAUUACAACAAUCUAUCACGUCCUUUUACCUGCUGUAGAAGUUGUUCCAAUAUGAAAUGAUGUACUCAGUAUUAUUGCAUAAAUUAUUUUAAUAUUAUACAUAUAUAAAUUCUUUGGUUUGGAAUUAGAAGUUUUUGAAGUGAAGUAAUCUCUACAAGUUCUGAAAGAUUUCAGAUCACAAUGGACAUAUUUUAGUCCCACUUAACUUUGUGACUAUUGUUUAGUCCGAAUCAAAGAGCUGCUUUGGAAGAGAUUCUAAAGGUUUCUUACUUAUAUCUAUUUAAUGCUGUCACACACAACUGAGAUAAUUUCAUAGUUUUGUAAAAAAGAUUUAAUUAGAGACUGGAUGAUAAACAAAUAUUGGUAUCAAUGAUUUAAAUAGAUAUAAGGACAAUGAUACGUGGAUUGUAGGUUGAUCAGUUUUAAAUAUUACCUUAAGGGUUAUUCAUAAUGUUACAGCUUAAGUACAAAACCAACAACGAGGGAAGGGGAAAUUUGGGUUGGAAAUAAAAAUCAUUUGGUGGUAAGGAUGCCAUAUGUACAUCCAAAUGUGUUAGAAAUAAAAUAAAGAUAUUGUAAAAUGCAGAAAUAAAUCACUGAUGAACAAUUCUUACAUCUUUCAUGGUAAUUGGUGGAUUUCAGACAUGCAGUAUCAGCAUGUCAAUAAUAUUUUACUUAACAUUAAAAUUUAGUCUUUCUAAAGACUUACCACACAUGAUGGUUGGUUUAUAACCGUUUUUUAGCAUUACAAGAUACACUUGAAUAGUGGCUUAAAAUAGAGUGCAGUUGCACCUUCUAUCAAGCAUGACAUCUUAUAAAACUCCUUAAGUAGUCUCCCACCCUCAACUGAAGAAUGAAAUCCAAAAUAUAAUAGAAAUGUCAAACAACAUAUUUCUAAAUAUUUGGAUAUCUGCUUAUACCUUUAUACACAUUUCAAGGUAGAAUUUAAUUGUGACUCACAAACUGCUGAUGUCAGACCACAUUUACAUUAAUAUUUCAGGUACUUUAGUUUUUAUGACACCUCAUCACUCAAUCAAUCAAUCAAAACUUAAUAGAAACUGUUGCUGGGAACAUUUUAAUUGCAUUAUGAUGAAGCCCAGUAUCCCAGUCAAUAUAAUGACUGGCCAUACGUGGGGAUAACCUUCACAGAAUCCUCAAGAAGGCCAAAGGUUUUCCAAUUAACCACCACACUCAUACCGGCUCUGGGUUUCUGCAGCCCUGCCCCUUAUCCAAGAGGUACUGGGAGGUAUUCCCCUGAUAUAAAGUGGGUGGGGCUUGAAGCUGACCACUCCCAUCUAGUGAUGAGGAUAAGAAUACAUGGAUCUGAACCUCCAUUCCUCACAUAUGCUUUCAUGGUGUGGUACUUAAUUAAGCACAGGGACUACUUUACAGUAUUCAAGCAAAAUGGGUUAAAUGAUCCCAAAUGCAGCAAUUGGAGACCAAUUUUACAGCACUUAGUUGUGCAUAAAGUGAAAUUAAUGAAUUUAUUUUGUUGCUUCAGUAUUAUCCAAAGAUAAUGUGCAGUGUUGUGGCCAGGGUUGAUCUGUAACAAAUUCAAUUGACAGCGGGCUUCAUUCAUUACCCACUUACUUAACAUUCAAAUCUCUUAAACACACGUACGAAAAAUCUGUGUGCAUUUCUUUGUAAUUUCUUGGAAAACUGUUUCACAUUCCUAGGUAUUAGUUUUCAUUGCGAUUCAAAAUAUUGUUUUACAAAAUAUUUGAACUUACUAAGUUAUGCUGACAUUCCUGUAGAAUAUCUUUUAAAGACUGAUCAAUGAAAGAGCAAUUCCACUUGUUCUAAUCUUAUGAAGAAUGUAUAAAUAAAACUCAAAUCUCUAUAUAAUGAGCAAAAGGGAAAUUCCCCAAUGUGCUUUCCUAGAACAUAAAUAUUUUAUAUAAAGACAAUUUAUUUAAUUUUAAACAAUGUAUAGUUGUUUAAUGGUUGGUAAACAGCUAUGUUCUAUGUGUCUGGUUCAGCUCAAUUUCUGUGCAUAAUCAUAAACUGUACACAGUUAUUUUUGCAAUAUUUGCAGCUAAUGUGAAUAGAGAGAAUGUGUGUUGUAUUUAGUGUCAUUAAAUGCCAAUAUCAAAUU
Messenger RNA from Cryptotermes secundus, 3406 nucleotides. RefSeq lists its product as uncharacterized. Bases 258 to 812 code for a protein of 184 amino acids. The transcript is spliced from 4 exons. NCBI's taxonomy places the organism in Eukaryota, Metazoa, Arthropoda, Insecta, Blattodea, Kalotermitidae. The record is from RefSeq and is a predicted model, not a curated record.